Molecule: messenger RNA, 273 nt
Organism: Penicillium soppii
Lineage: Eukaryota; Fungi; Ascomycota; Eurotiomycetes; Eurotiales; Aspergillaceae
Exons: 2
Coding region: 1-273 (90 amino acids)
Source: RefSeq, a predicted model, not a curated record
AUGUCCAACGACCAGAACCCCGGUCUUCUCGGCGGCCUAGGCGACACACUAGGUAAAACCGUCGGCGGUCUCACAGACACUCUAGGCAGCACAGUCGGUGGCCUCGGAUCAACCGUUGGCGAUGCCACGUCAGGCCUUGGGAAGACUGUUUCAGGAGCUACGGAGGGACUGGGCAACACAACGAAGAGCGCGGGACAAGGUGUUCAGAAUGGAGUUUCGAGUAUUGGGGGUCAGAAGCAGACUGCCGAGAAUCCGUUGGGACUGAAUCAAUAA